GAUAGUGAGAUCGAUAGUGAGACCGAUCGAGUGAGACGUUGGUUCCCCCCCGAACCUCGCUAUCACCCGAAGGGCGGUCGUACAGGUAAUGUAAAUCGCACCGCGCCAGAGUGAUCUCGUCGACGCGACUCUGUAGCUGCCUGCUGCGGGCACCAGUCCAGGCGGAAAAUCUGUUCCGGACGCGAGCCAAUAGCGUAAGCAAUCGCAACGAACUGGCGAUACAACGAGCCUGGCACGCCUGGUCGAGAAGGCGAGUUAAACUCACUAGCAGAGGCCGCCAACUCUAGAGUCCAGGCCAUAGUGGACCGGCAUACCGCAAAAUGCAGCACUGCAAGACCCCAUUGACUCUGGCUGAAACCACUGGCGAGAGCGAGUUAUGGGCUCUCUGUGUUAUCCAAUGAUGGGGGAUGUCAGAGCAGUGGAGGAGUGUUGUCAGAGAGAUAUUGCCAGCGCGCCGCCAAACACCCUGCUUGCCUUCAGGGUGCACUGGUACCAACUGGUGGUGGAUAAUUGCAAAACGCAAAACGAUUGCGGGAGACUCAGGACCCUCUCAGAACAGAGGACCGAUUAUCAAGCUCCCCAGCCAUUCAACUAUACGACCGUCCCAAUGUAAUUAAUGUAACUGGCAAGGCAAAGAGUUGCACCAGUCCAAGCGGACAAAUUCUGAGGAUGAUGAGCGUGACUGGAGCAGCUAGGCUUCGCGAGCGACCCAGACCUCGUCACAAUGAUUGCCUGGGCGAGUGGGCGAGGAGGGCGAGGAAGGAACGAAGAGGAGGAAGAGGAGGUGGCGGGUGAGCGCACAAGGGGUCCUAUAAGCGAAGCGGGUCCUGCCGGCCACGGGGCCAGACGGACCCUUGGGCGGAGGCAGUGCUGGACCCUGCGAGGCACUCCCCUGGGACCGCCGCUCGCAUGCCUCGUCCCAGGAAGCUGCCUGGCGGGAGGUCCCCAGGGAGGCCUGCCUGCAGGCCCUGCGAGAUAGGCGUGAAGGCCCCUGCGGGGGAGGUUUCCUCGGAGGCCCUCCUCGAAGGCCCCCGCGGGGCCUCUGGAAGGAGCUGCAGCGGCGGCAGCAGAAGGAGAUCCCUCAGGCAUUCGACAGCUCAAUCUGCUACCCCCGACGUCGUGAUACUUCUUCGCAUCGGGGUCCGCUGGAAAUCAACUUUGUUUGGUGCCUCGGGAGUUCCGAGGCCUGGCUAGGCUCUCCACUGUUAAGGGAGUCAAGCGAUAGUCUGCAAACAUUGAAUGGUACAUAGCGCAGACUGCAGGGCCGUUGAGCGCGCUACGCUGGAAUGCCCUUGAGACGCGUGGAAUUUGCGCACGUAAUUCAAGCAUGGGGUGAAACUCUGGAAGAGUAGGGAACAUGAGGGAGAGAGAUAGAAAGAGAGGCGCCUAUGGAGAGAGAAAGAGAAGGAGAGAGAGAGAGAGAGAGGCAAAGCGAUGAUGACAGACAGACAGGCAGACAGGCAGACAGACAGGCGGCCGAAAGCCACUGCAGACCGGGCUCACCAUGAGCCGCUGGCAUCGCGCACGCGCGCGCGCGCUCCGCGCGCCCAGGUCCAGCACCGCAGCAGCGCACACGCGGCAGCGCCCAGUGCGCAGCCCGCGGAGGAGGAGGAGGAGGAGGAGGAGAAGGAGGAGGAGCCUCCCUCCGCCUGCGGCCGCCCCCCGCCGCGCACCCCUUGGGCACCCCCGGGAGACCCUCGGCCGUGCUGGCCGCCGGCGGCGCGCAGGGCCCGCCCCCGCCCCGCCGCGAAG
Molecule: messenger RNA, 1752 nt
Organism: Prorocentrum cordatum
Lineage: Eukaryota; Dinophyceae; Prorocentrales; Prorocentraceae
Source: the annotation of a GenBank genome assembly